This is a messenger RNA of Oryzias latipes (Japanese medaka), 2145 nucleotides long. RefSeq names its product L-amino-acid oxidase-like. Lineage: Eukaryota; Metazoa; Chordata; Actinopteri; Beloniformes; Adrianichthyidae. The record is from RefSeq and is a predicted model, not a curated record. Gene Ontology annotation, molecular function: L-amino-acid oxidase activity. Gene Ontology annotation, biological process: amino acid catabolic process.
CUGCCAUCUUAUAUUAUGAAAUGUCCAGCUGUCAUCAGUGUGCUGCUGCUCCUCCACUACUCUUCUGCUUUCAACAUGAAGGAUGCUCUGAGCGAGUGUCUGAAGGACGAGGACUACAAUAAACUGCUGAAUAUAGUCAAAAAUGGCCUUCCGCAGACAAAGCAUCAUCAUCGCGUUGUAAUUGUUGGAGCUGGUAUGGCUGGAAUGACUGCUGCCAAGUUACUGGAGGAUGCAGGACACCAGGUGACCAUUUUAGAGGCUAGCGGCCGCGUCGGUGGACGAUUGGAAACCUACAGGAAUAAAGAAGAAGGCUGGUACGCUGAACUUGGAGCCAUGAGGAUCCCAAGUUUUCACGAAAUCGUUCUCAACAUCACAGAAAUACUAAAUGUUAGCCUAAAUCCUUUCACCAUGGUGGACAACAACACGUAUUACUUGACAAAUGGAGUAAAGGCCACCACAAAGGAAGGAACAACAAAUCCGGAGGUCCUUAUGUACAACGUGACAGAAAAUGAAAGACAUAAGUCAGCUGAUGAACUCCUCCAGAUGGCUUUGAAGAAGGUUAAAGAUGUCGCCCAAAAUCAUGGCUGCCAGUAUCUUUUCAAAAAUUAUGACCAUUACUCCGUAAAGGAGUAUCUGAAAGAAGAAGGAGAACUGAGUCAACAAGCCAUCCGAAUGAUUGGAGAUCUGCUAAACGAGCAGAGCCUCCUUUUUACCGCACUGACAGAAAUGCUGUAUGACCAGAGCGACGUCAACAAUAGCAUUACGUACUACGAGGUGACUGGUGGGUUUGAUCUUUUUUCCGAAGCUCUUCGUGAUAGUCUAAAAUCAACUCUUCACCUGAACUCCAAAGUUGUCCGCAUAAGUCAGUCAGAUAGAGGAGUGACUGUCAAGUAUCAGACACCAAACGAGUCCUCGCUCAAAACUCUUCCAGCUGACUUGGUCCUGGUCACGACUACCACCAAAGCCGCUCUUUUCAUAGACUUUGAUCCUCCUCUGUCCAUCCAAAAGAUGGAGGCGAUGAGGUCGGUCCACUAUGACAGCGCCACCAAAAUCUUUCUCACCUUCAGGGAGAAGUUUUGGGAAUCAGAGGGGAUCCAUGGUGGAAAGAGCAUCACUGACCGGCCCUCCCGCUUUAUCUACUACCCCAGCCACAGUUUUCCCCAAAACCAGACCAUUGGAGUCCUCCUGGCCUCCUACACUUGGUCUGAUGACUCUCUUCUGUUUUUGGGGGCCAGCGAUGAAGACCUCAAAGAGCUGGUUCUGAGAGAUUUGGCACAGAUUCACGGUGAACGGGUCCGGUCGCUGUGUACUGGUGUGAUUGUCAAGAGGUGGAGCAGCGACCCCUACACCCUGGGGGCUUUCGCUCUGCUCACCCCCUACCAGCACAUUGAAUACUCCAAAGAACUGUUCAGGAGUGAAGGCAGGAUCCACUUUGCAGGGGAACACACCGCCUUCCCUCACGCCUGGAUAGAGACGGCCAUGAAAUCUGCCAUCAGGGCAGCUGUGAACAUCAACAAUGAAGUUCUGCACGGUUCAGACCAGAACCCGGGAAAAGAAGAGCUCUGAGCCCAAACCCAGCCUUCUGUACGAUGAAAACAGUCAAAAUAAAACCUUUGUAUGAAUUUUGGAUUUGUUUAUGAUUUAACUGAGAAAAUUAACUUUUCAAAUCUGCAUCAAGGUAAUUGGCCUAAAAAUAUAAAAUUGUGUUUAUUUGUAUACAGAUAGAGAACUUUAGAUUUCUUCCAUCUGUAACGGUUCUUUGCCUUUGUGUUUGGUAUUUUGUUGUUUCUGUAUAGGUUUGAGUUUACUUUUGUAGAGUUUCCUGUUUUGUUGUAGAAGUGAGUUUUACUUUGGGUUCCCAUCUGUCCUGAGUGUUUCCACCUGUGUCUCGUUGUCUUGCAUGUAUUUAAGUCUUGUCUUUUCUUCCUCCUGUGCUGCUCCAUAUUAUGUUAUUCCCCGAGUUCCUUUGUGGUUGUAGAUUUUGAGUUUUGCCUGCCUGUUGCAGUGGUUUUGUUUUGUAGUUUUGGUUUGUUAUUAAAGCUCCCGUCUUCCCUGGAACCUUCUGCCUCCUCUCUGCACCUGGGUACACCCUCAACCUUCCCGCGUAACACCAUCAGACUCCAGCACAUGGUGACCGACCAGAAG